AUGAAGAAACAUGGCAGUUGUCACAAUCAUAACUUCCAGCAAUACCGCCAUAUCCAAGCACCAGGGUGGACAUUAGGUUGGAAAUGGGCCAAGAAGGAGGUGAUUUGGAGCAUGAUGGGAGGGCAAACAACUGAACAAGGGGAUUGUUCAAGAUUCAAAGGGAACAUACCACAUUGCUGUAAGAAGGACCCAACAGUUGUGGAUUUAUUGCCAGGAACUCCUUAUAAUCAGCAGAUUGCAAAUUGCUGUAAAGGGGGGGUGCUAAACUCAUGGGGGCAAGAUCCAGCCACUGCAGGAAGCUCGUUCCAGUUGAGUGUGGGUCAAGCUGGAACCACGAAUAAGACAGUUAGAGUUCCUAGGAACUUCACUUUGAAGGCACCAGGGCCUGGUUAUACUUGUGGACCAGCAAAAAUUGUGAAACCCAGUAGAUUUGUUACUCCAGACAAAAGAAGAGUCACACAAGCUUUGAGUAAGUUACUUGAUUAAGAUGUAGAAUGCCAUAUAUUUAUUCAUAUUCUUUUAGCUAAUCCGCAUGUCAUGUCUUG
Durio zibethinus is the source of this 545-nucleotide messenger RNA. NCBI's taxonomy places the organism in Eukaryota, Viridiplantae, Streptophyta, Magnoliopsida, Malvales, Malvaceae. The record is from RefSeq and is a predicted model, not a curated record.